AUGAGUGGUUUUAUGCAGCUGUUCGCGGCAGAGUCCGCUGACGCCGCCGCGACCGCUCAGUGCCUGAUGACGUGGUUUACCACGUUCGGUGACAUAUGGGUGUCAGAUGGCGGCCCUCAAAUCAAGAACGAAGUGAUUGAGAAUGUCGGAAGUCCCGUGGCCGAAAGCCACACAAAACAUCGGCGUUGGAAAAUGGAGUGGAUUACUUUGCGAAAGGGCGCGGAUGCAGUCGUCGCGACAACUCGACGCGGUCACGUCCCCUUGUGGAAGAAGCACGAUUUGAAUAGUAGCAGCAACAGCAGCAGUCGGAAAGUCUCCAACUAUGACAUGGCAGCCCCUCGUCGGCGACAGAAUCAACCGUGUGUGCUGUACAAAGCAAACUCACUGGGAGGGUUUGUGCUCCUGCGAACCCACACCACCACCCCCGUUGUGGUUGAUCGCAUGGGAUGA
Molecule: messenger RNA, 450 nt
Organism: Aphanomyces astaci
Lineage: Eukaryota; Oomycota; Saprolegniomycetes; Saprolegniales; Verrucalvaceae
Exons: 2
Coding region: 1-450 (149 amino acids)
Source: RefSeq, a predicted model, not a curated record